GUAAUAUGACAGAAAUUAAUGUGUCCAAAUAUGCAUUUUAAAAAAUUAUUUCUAAAUAACAGCUUUUAAUUUUUAAAAACUAAAUUUUAUGAAGACGUAUAUAUAUGCCUUUGCAAUAUUGUAUGUGUAGAACAAUACACAUGCGUUUCAGUGCAUUUCAACUGCGAAAAGAACAAGAAGGUGCAGUUAGAAAAUCCAGUCCGAUAGAUCUUUAUUUACCAAGCGUGUCGAAGAAUUUUGCUGCGUGAGAAGUUUCUUGCGAUUUUUGCGAUGUUUACUGAUUUUUUAUAUUAUAACUUAUUAAAUGUAAAUUAAAUACUCAAUCAAGUAUUCUCAUAGUAUUGUAUCUCAUAGUAUUGAUAGUAUAAUCUUUCUCUGGAAGUACACGUGUUGAGUAUUUGUGAAUUUAAUAUUUUAUUAAAGAAUGGCUAGUACAACAACUGUAAGUAUGGAAAAUAACUCCACCAAAAAUGGAAACAAUGCGGAAAUAGAAAAACAGCUUAAGGAGAGAGCUGAAAGGAAUCGUCAGAGAGCACUUUUGAUAAAAAAAUCUAAGAUUGUAACUCAUCCGUAUGCGAGGGAAAAUGGUGACUCUACAACAACAGGAAGAUCGAUAAAAGUUCAAGGGCAACGUGUUAUCGAUAGUGGUGGAGGCUUUUUGAUAGAAGAAAAUGAUGAAUUAGAACAGCAAAUGCUGAAGAUUCGAACAGAACCGGAACCUGUAAUCGGUCAAUUUAAUGAGUGUGAGGAGUGUCAACAGAAAUUCGGAGAAUCAUAUCUUUUGCAGACGUUUGAGCUGUCUGUCUGUGACAAGUGCAGAGAUAAGGAGGGAAAGCACUCUUUAAUCACCAAAACUGAAGCUAAACAAGAGUACUUAUUGAAAGACUGCGAUCUCGAUAAGCGGGAACCUAUACUGAAGUACAUAAUACGAAAGAAUCCUCACAAUGUGAAUUGGGGUGAGAUGAAGUUGUAUCUGCAUUUGCAGAUAGAGCAAAGAGCUUUAGAAGUCUGGGGUACAGAAGAGAAUCUGUUGAAAGAGAAAGAAAUGCGCGAUUCAAAGCGUGAGGGAGCCAAAAUCAAGAAAUUCAAUAAGAAGAUCAAACAGCUGCGAAUGCAAGUGAGAAGUUCGAUGUACGAUAAGACAACAAAGGCGUCGCACGUUCACGAGUUUGGAAAGGAUACGUAUAACGAAGAGGACGAUACUUAUACACAUACUUGCAAAAUGUGCAGUUAUGAGGAAACGUAUGAAAAAAUGUGAAUAUUAUUCAUAUUUUAAAUUGAAAUAAUUUGAUAUCGUUUUAUCUACACAAAUUCUCGAAUGUGUUAUGGAUGAAUAUUAUAGAUGAGUCACGAAAUCAAUUUUUUCUCACCAAAACUUGUUAGAGCUAUGCUUGUAGUAUAUAUAUUCUGUUACUGAAUACCUUUGCAUCCUUUUUUAUAUUGUUUCACAGAAUAAAAUAAAAUAACUUUU
This is a messenger RNA of Linepithema humile (Argentine ant), 1471 nucleotides long. It is a transcript of the gene Xpac, whose product is annotated as DNA repair protein complementing XP-A cells homolog Xpac. Gene Ontology annotation, molecular function: damaged DNA binding. Gene Ontology annotation, biological process: nucleotide-excision repair involved in interstrand cross-link repair; base-excision repair; nucleotide-excision repair, DNA damage recognition. Gene Ontology annotation, cellular component: nucleotide-excision repair factor 1 complex. The record is from RefSeq and is a predicted model, not a curated record. Lineage: Eukaryota; Metazoa; Arthropoda; Insecta; Hymenoptera; Formicidae.